CAGGAAAUUGUUAUUUACUUCAACUGUGGAACCAGAAUUUCAGGUCAUCACUUAAGUUACAGAACUCACAAGAAAUGUGAAAAGCUCAGUCAUGCAUAAUCAGAAAAGUAGUGUAUACUGAAAAGCAUUACCAGUUAUGUCCAUCUGAUUCUUAAUUCAGAAGAACUCUUCAGUGGGUCCUAUUGAAUGAAACUGUUUCCAGCCCAUUGAAAGCACCACAAGCAUAGACAGGUGUGAAGUGUCUUUGGGAGGAUUGUGCUCCAAGCUUCAAAGAACUCCAAUGUGUACUUGCUGUCUAAGUACUGAAAGGUUCCACUUCUGAUGUCCCCAUCCUUAAACACAAUCAGGUGCGGCCAUGGUUCUCAUUUCCCUCGUAGAAAUUGGUUGUUUGACAUAAAUGAUAUUCGUUGCUGUUUUCUUUUCAAUUACUUUCCAGUUUCUCUUUAAUUAGGUUCCUUGAAAGCUUUAUAAGAUCAGCCAUUUUUUUUAAUAUUUUGGAAAGAGAAGUUUGGUAGAGAAAGUGAAGUGUGCUAAGCAGAGUAUGGUUGAAAUUGGAAUUGAGGAUAUGUUCCCUGUGUUCCUUCACUUCAGACUUUCAGAUAUUAUUAUUCUCUCCUCUUGAUUGCUAAUGCUUCCUUUUGAAAAAAGUAGAAUGGAAAGCAAAAUAUUCCUCGGAUGUAGACAGUUGAGGUCACCUUAACCUUUAUAAAAUGGAGCUCAUAUGACUCUCCUACCAGUAUCAGUGCAAGCACACAAGAAAAAUCUCUUCAAGAGAUGGCCAGUUCCAUUCAAGUCUCUGGGAGUAAUGAGUUAUGUUGUCAAUAUCUUCAUUCUUGUUUCUCUGGGAAUGGUGCAACUGACAAGAAAAAGCUCGUGGAGAUCCUUACAACUAGGAAGUUGCAAGAGCUUAGGCUUAUUCGUCAAACUUAUAAUGCCCUCUACAACCAGGAUGUUCUACACAUCCUCUCUAAUGCUCAAAGAAACAGCCCAUUUGCUAGGGUGGUGUAUCUUCGGAUGAGUGAUCCACAAGCUCGUGAUGCCGAGAUUGUGAGGUCUGUACUUUUUGGGAGGAAUGUGGACAUCAACACUCUUAUUGAGAUGGUUUGCGCUUGUCCUUCCUUAGAGCUUCAGUCUAUCAAGCAAGCAUAUCGCUCUCUAUACAAUUCUGAUAUUGAACAGGAUACUUCCCUUAAAAUCAAGGGUGGCUUUAAAGAGAUUCUGUUGGCAGUAUUGAAGUCAAGUCGCCAUUACAGUAGCAAAGUUGACAUGAGCAUGGCCAUGUGUGAUGCCAAGACACUUUAUGAAGCAAUGGAGAGUGGUAAAUACCUUGAUCAGAAGAUCAUGAUAUCCCUUCUAAGCCAAAGAAGCACUUACCAACUUAAGGCCAUUCUUAUCUCCUACAAACAACUCUAUGGCCAUGAGUUCUCAAAGUCUCUUAAGCGAAAUAAGUGUGGACAAUUCGGAAAGGACCUUUCAGUUGUUAUCAAAUGCAUCCAAUAUCCUGUGAAGUACUUCGUAAAGCAACUACGAAGAACACUGCAAAAUGGUGAUUGCAGAGAAAUUCUUGUUCGAAUAGUCAUUACACGAGCUGGGGUUGACAUUAAGGAAAUCAACAAUGCUUUUGCUGUCAAAACAGGUUGGUCAAUAGAGAGCCUCAUAAGAAAUAUGUGUAACAAUACCACUGAUAAGGCCUUUGGCUACAUUGCUGAGUUUUUAGUUGGACUUCUUAAAUAUCACUGACAAAAUCUCUAUCUAUGCAUAUAUAAACUUAUAUUUGUAAGUUGACAGUUUCAGUGAUAAAUAAAAUA
Telopea speciosissima is the source of this 1808-nucleotide messenger RNA. RefSeq names its product annexin D2-like. NCBI's taxonomy places the organism in Eukaryota, Viridiplantae, Streptophyta, Magnoliopsida, Proteales, Proteaceae. Gene Ontology annotation, cellular component: cytoplasm. The record is from RefSeq and is a predicted model, not a curated record. The transcript is spliced from 4 exons. Gene Ontology annotation, molecular function: calcium ion binding; calcium-dependent phospholipid binding. Bases 775 to 1740 code for a protein of 321 amino acids.